AUGGGAAGUACAAGAGGUGACACUGAGUACCAACGUCAGGUUCCGACUGAGCUGACAGAAUUAGGGAUGGGUGUGGAUGAGAAGAGGACGCAAUGGCACAACAGAGGGACACGCACGCGAUGGUUGGUGUGUUUGGCGGGGUUCGUACUACAGGUGCCGUUUAUGGGUAUGGUGAUGAGUUUCGGCGAAAUGCUAUUACCGUUGCUUGAUACGUUCGGCGGUGGCACUGUCGGUAUAAGUUGGGUCGGCUCAAUUAGCUUUGGUAUGGCCUACAUGGGAAAUCCGCUAUCCUCGAAACUCACUGACAUGAUCGGCGCUCGCAAAGUAGCAACUUGUGGUGUACUGCUGGGGUCGUUAGGGUUACUACUGACGUCAUUCGUUCAAUCGCUUUGGUUGAUGUUCAUCACAUACAGUAUAAUGUUCGGACUAGCCACCAAUUUCACGUACAGUCCACCGCUGAUAUUAACUGGAUAUUGGUUCCCGGAUAAGUACCACGUGAUGGCUACUGGUUUACAGGUUGCAGGAAUACCAUUUGGUUCGUUGGUCAUGAACCCUAUUUGCCAGACGUUACUACAAGCUACGGGACUCAGGACCACGUACCGUAUCCUGUCAGCACUAGUCCUUAUUCUCGGACUUGCCUGUUGCUUUAUGCUGUCAUCGCCACUACCAACAUCAGAGCGCCACGAGUUCGAAGAAGGAACAGAAUCAGGAGCCGAGAUCCACGACAGAAUGCAUGCUGGGUAUCAUCAUUGGAUAGACGACAUGAUCAAAAGACAACCCGAUGACGACUCUGAGGUUUCGUGCUGCGGUCACCUGACGAGACAUCGUUGUUAUCUGCAAGAAAAUCUGUGGACGGAUACUGUAUUUAUUUUAUUUAUGCUCGGGCAAUUCGUGAAGGGCAUGGGUUACGUAUUCCCUUUUAUUCAUUUGAUCAAUUUUAUGCACAGCAUGGGAAUAGAUCCAGCAUCAGGGGCGUUUAUUUUGACUGCCAAAGGAGCGGCGGACAUGGUUGGCAGGGUAGUUGCUGCUUGUCUCGGCGACAAAUUACCAUUUGAUUUGAUACACGUGUAUGUUGCAGCGUGUGGCGUCAUGGCGCUUACCACGUACGCGUGCACCUUUGUGACGGAUUUAGGCGGAAUGUUUUUUUAUGCUAUAUUCCCUCUAUCAUAUCAUCUGGGUGUAGCUUUUAAACUGACCGGUGAAUGUCGAGACAAUUUUACAGCAUUGGUGUGUCAUGUUUGCCUAAACGUUUAUGAACAAAGCACCUGUGUCUUUAUUGAUUCAUACAAAGUACUUUACGAAAUAAAUUAUUCACACAGAGAAAAGAAAUGA
Molecule: messenger RNA, 1332 nt
Organism: Saccoglossus kowalevskii
Lineage: Eukaryota; Metazoa; Hemichordata; Enteropneusta; Harrimaniidae
Product: monocarboxylate transporter 13-like
Biological process (GO): transmembrane transport
Molecular function (GO): monocarboxylic acid transmembrane transporter activity
Source: RefSeq, a predicted model, not a curated record